This is a messenger RNA of Quercus lobata, 1305 nucleotides long. RefSeq names its product class V chitinase-like. Lineage: Eukaryota; Viridiplantae; Streptophyta; Magnoliopsida; Fagales; Fagaceae. Gene Ontology annotation, biological process: chitin catabolic process; carbohydrate metabolic process. The transcript is spliced from 2 exons. Gene Ontology annotation, molecular function: chitinase activity; chitin binding. Bases 35 to 1147 code for a protein of 370 amino acids. Gene Ontology annotation, cellular component: extracellular region. The record is from RefSeq and is a predicted model, not a curated record.
GCUACCAAGCAAGAUUACUAUCCUUCCCGAUUCAAUGGCUUCCAAAACCCUUCCCUAUCUUUUUUCUACUCUACUUUUCCUUCUCCAACUACAAUUCUCUGCGGGACAAACUGAAGUGAAAGCUGCAUACUGGUUUCCCGGCACAGGAUUGUCUGUUUCCAGCAUAGAUUCCACACUCUUCACCCAUCUAUUUUGUGCCUUUGCCGAUCUCGACCAAACCAUAUACCAAGUCACCAUUUCCGCCUCAAACUCAGCUCAGUUCUCAACCUUCACUCAGACUGUGCAACAAAAAAACCCUUCAGUUAAAACCCUCUUAUCCAUCGGUGGAGGAGAUGCUGUAGCCCCAACUUUUGCUUCAAUGGCUGGCCAAGCUAGUACCCGCAAAUCAUUCAUAGAUUCCUCUAUACAACUAGCAAGGGCUAACAACUUUCAUGGACUUGACCUUGACUGGGAGUACCCCUCCACAGCUACUGAAUUUACCAACCUUGGUUUACUUCUCAACGAAUGGAGAGCUGCAGUGGCUAAUGAGGCCACAAGCUCAGGCAAUACACCAUUGCUCCUAGUUGCAGCUUUCUUUUACUCUUCAAACUAUUACGGUCUGAGUUAUCCCAUUCAGGCUAUAACAAACAGCUUGGACUGGGUCAAUGUUAUGGCCUAUGACUUUACUUCACCAUUCAGUUGGUCAACAGCACCAAAUCUGACUGGAGCUCCUGCGGCCUUGUACAAUCCAACAAGCCAAGUUAGUGGGGAUAGUGGUAUCGCAGCUUGGAUUCAGGCAGGUGUGUCUGCCAAAAAAUUGGUACUCGGUGUUCCAUUUUAUGGCUACGCAUGGAGACUAGUGAAUGCUAACGACAAUGGAAUAUUUGCACCUGCUAAUGGAGCUGCUUUAUCAGAUGCGAUAACUUAUAACGAAAUCAAGGAUUUCAUAGCCCAGAAUAGUGACACAACAACAGUGUAUAAUUCCACGUUUGUUACAAACUAUUGCUAUUCUGGGACGACAUGGAUUGGUUACGAUGAUACACAGAGUAUUUCUACCAAGGUUACAUAUGCUAAGGGAAAGGGAUUGCUUGGUUAUUUUGCGUGGCAGGUUGGUCAGGACAAAGAUUUUGUUCUUUCUCAAACAGCUUCGAGUGCAUGGGGAGCUUAGAAUUUGAGGAUCUGAUGUAAAAGGCUAUAUUAUUCACAAUAAGGCCAAUAGUCUGUCAUGUUAGCAUGUUAUGUCCAAUAAGGGCUAAUGAGUGAUUUUACCAAUGAUGUUUAUGUUGUUGAUAUAUAUAUAUUAUGAAAAUUUAUUUAUUUUGUGAU